This is a messenger RNA of Thamnophis sirtalis, 3736 nucleotides long. The record is from RefSeq and is a predicted model, not a curated record. Lineage: Eukaryota; Metazoa; Chordata; Lepidosauria; Squamata; Natricidae.
UCCUUGAAUCCGUGUUUCUGGAGCUGCCGCGUGGCGGUGUUUCUUCCGCUCGGGACUCCUCCUUAGCAGCUCGUGAUCGCCAUUACUGCUCAAGCUGGCGUUAAAGCCGCCAUUUUUAGUUAGCAUUUCAGCCGAGGUUGUCCGAGAUUGUCUGGUCGCGGCUAGGCUUCUUCACCUUUUGUAUCAUUGUGUGGUAGGGAAGGAGUCGUUUAGGUUAAGGUGGUUAAAUCAGGCCCGCCUUGUCAGAGCCGGAAACGAGCCGCUAGUUCCCUGCUGUCCAUCCUGCUCGCAACUCGCGUGAUUGAGGAGAGAAAGACCUGGAGAUCGGUUUUGAACAGAGCAUUGCUUUAUUAGCUCAGGCACCUUUUCUUCGCUUACAACCAGGGCUUAGUUAAUCAUGCUUGACGCGUCCUCUCUAAUAUAGCUGUUGCUCCUGUCGAUUAUUAAAAGGACUGUAAAUAACAUUUCUCCCCCAAGCAAAUAACCAAAAUCCUUUGUGUGCAGGGGGCAUAUAUUUUACCAGUUGUAAUGAGGUUGUACUAAACUUGAAGAAAUAUUGUACUUUGUAGCAAUACCAGGCUCAUUGCAAUUUUAAAAUUAUCGGUUGAUUUUUCUUAUUUAGAACAUUUUGUGUCCGAAUUGUACAUAAUUGCAAGUUCAUCUAAAAAAGUUCAGAUCAUUUAAUUUUACAGUUCUGAGUUUAGCUUGCAUUCAUUGUUCUUCCAAGAUGAGCUAAAGGGCAAUCUAAUAAAGAUUAAUAUAGAGAUUAUACAAAAACAUAUAUUGCAUAUGUUGGAAUUUAGUAUGAUGAUCAAUGUUUGGUUGUUAGAAGAAUUAUACAUAUAUAGAAAUACAUUUUAGCUACCAAAGCAGGUAACUUGCACCUCGUAAGAAAAAGAAAGCAGAAUGUGAUCUUUUUUCUUAAUAUUUGUGCUUUCAAAUUGAAAUUAAAAUUGUUAAAAUUAACUUCUGCCUGUUAAAAUACAGCAUGGUUUGUUGAUAAAGUUAGUCAAAGGAAUAAAUGCUGCAGAAUAGCAAUAUAUUUGCUAAAACAUAUUUACUGAUUCACUUUUUAUGUUAAUUCUUGCAGCCUAACCUAAAUUGAGAGCCAGUUCAGUUUAGUGGUUAGUACUGGACUAAAGCCAGAAAACCUGAAUUUUGUCCUACUUUAGGGCUGGAGGUCAGCAGAGUGACUUUAGAGUAGUCACUUUCCCUCAACUCUAGAAAAAAUGCAGUGACAAGUCACUGAGGAAAAUCCUUGUCCAUAUAGUUGCCAGGAGUCAAGACUGACUCCAUACAAGCACUCCCCUGUAAAUUAACAAGAUCAUGCCUUCAUGUAUGCUGCUUUUCAUAGGCUACUUGAUUGUUGAUCCCACCCAGAAGAUUUACUUGGCAAAGAUAUAUAAUACUGUUUGAAAACAAUGGAGACUGAACAGCAAGAGGAGACCUUUACUAACACAGAGACAAAUGGCAAACGACCAGCUGAGGAUACAGAAGAGGAACAGGCCUUCAAAAGGUCAAGGAACACUGAUGAGAUGGUGGAACUGCGCAUUCUGCUUCAGAGUAAAAAUGCUGGAGCAGUAAUUGGCAAAGGUGGCAAAAAUAUUAAAGCACUUCGUACAGACUACAAUGCCAGUGUUUCAGUCCCAGACAGCAGUGGCCCCGAGCGUAUACUGAGUAUAAGUGCAGAUAUUGAAACAAUUGGAGAAAUUCUGAAGAAAAUUAUCCCAACAUUGGAGGAAUACCAGCAUUACAAAGGAAGUGACUUUGACUGUGAAUUGAGACUAUUGAUUCAUCAAAGUUUGGCGGGAGGAAUUAUUGGUGUCAAGGGAGCUAAAAUCAAAGAACUUCGAGAGAACACUCAAACCACUAUUAAGCUUUUCCAAGAAUGUUGCCCUCAUUCUUCUGACAGAGUGGUACUAAUUGGUGGAAAACCUGAUAGAGUUGUGGAAUGCAUCAAAAUAAUACUGGAUCUUAUAUCAGAGUCACCAAUUAAAGGACGGGCACAGCCUUAUGACCCCAAUUUUUAUGAUGAAACUUAUGACUAUGGUGGAUUUACAAUGAUGUUUGAUGACAGAAGAGGACGUCCUGUGGGGUUUCCAAUGCGGGGCAGAGGGGGAUUUGAUCGAAUGCCUCCUGGCCGUGGUCGCCCCAUGCCUCCACGAAGAGAUUAUGAUGAUAUGAGCCCUCGCAGAGGACCGCCUCCACCUCCUCCAGGUCGUGGUGGCAGAGGUGGCAGCAGAGCUCGCAAUCUUCCUCUUCCUCCCCCUCCUCCUCCUAGAGGCGGGGACCUUAUGUCUUAUGAUCGAAGAGGCAGACCUGGGGAUCGUUAUGAUGGAAUGAUGAUGCAGUGUCAUGUCAGUGCUUGUGAUGACAUAGAAACACCAGAAAUGUUCGAGGGUGGAUCAGGUUAUGACUAUUCUUAUGCAGGGGGUCGUGGUUCUUACGGAGAUCUUGGUGGACCCAUCAUUACAACACAAGUAACAAUACCCAAAGAUCUGGCUGGUUCCAUUAUUGGAAAAGGCGGUCAGAGGAUUAAACAGAUACGCCAUGAGUCAGGAGCUUCAAUCAAAAUUGAUGAACCCUUAGAGGGCUCAGAAGAUCGAAUAAUAACUAUUACAGGCACACAGGAUCAGAUUCAAAAUGCACAGUAUUUACUGCAAAACAGUGUGAAGCAGUAUGCAGAUGUUGAAGGAUUCUAAUGCAAGAUAUUUUUUCUUUUUUAUAGUGUGAAGCAGUAUUCUGGAAAGUUUUUCUAAGACUAGUGAAGAACUGAAGGAGUCCUGCAUCUUUUUUUUUUCUUAAAAUCUGCUUCUGUUUAAAAAGCCAACAUUCCUCUGCUUCAUAGGUGUUCUGCAUUUGAAGUGUAGUGAAAUUUUUGCUGUCACCAGAUGUAAUGUUUUAUUUCUUUACAUAUAGGUGGGAGGGGCUGGGACAGCCUGCAAAACUAAUAUUGGUAUUUUGAAACAGCAGCAGAGAUAGUAGAUUUUAUUUUUAUUUUUUCUAUGUUGGUUGUAAACUGUAAUGUUUUUUGUCACUUGUGAACCCAUCUGCUUCAUACUUUUUUUGUUUUUCAAAUGGGGUAGUAAAGCUGAUAGUCUACUUACCCCAACAUCCAUUCAAUGCAGUGUGCGAAAUGUAAGCGCUCUUUUGUAAAAUGUUCUAUGAUUUUAAGAAUAAAUUUAGUGAAACAAUUCUUGCAGUUCUUUCUUUAUGAAUAUUUCCAUAGUUAAAAUACACUCUACAGUCUACAUUUAUUGUGCUUGGCUUUUUUUCACUUCUCUAGACCAGAGAAGCAGAGUACCAAUUCAAAUAUUUUGGUAAAUAGGAAGUAUUGAUUGCACUGAUUUUAACUUUGGUAUGUGUAAAGAAAUUAACAUACAAAUGGUUUUCUUUCUGUUUCUCAAGUUGUAUUUCCCUAAUUGUUGUAUUGCAUUAAAUUGGUUUGAAUAAACUCUUACAAAACCUGUUUUGUCAAUUAAUAGCGAAAAAUUAUAGAAAAAAAUUAAAAGCUUGAUAACAGCCUUGGCAAAUUUGCCCAAACUGUAAUAUGUUUAAUAUGUUUCCAUUGUACAAAGAUUUGAAUGAAAUAAUUGUAUCUUUCAUAUUGACUGGCAUAGAAAAUGCGUGCUAAAUCAAUCUGUUUUCAUGUAAAAUCCUGGACAUUUGUACUGAUAGUUUCCAAGGUUAUUUCUUUUAUUGAAUAAAAUUAAAAUUGUAAUAAUACUGAGCUGGA